Molecule: messenger RNA, 917 nt
Organism: Zychaea mexicana
Lineage: Eukaryota; Fungi; Mucoromycota; Mucoromycetes; Mucorales; Lichtheimiaceae
Product: Der1-like family-domain-containing protein
Exons: 5
Coding region: 32-820 (262 amino acids)
Biological process (GO): endoplasmic reticulum unfolded protein response
Cellular component (GO): Hrd1p ubiquitin ligase ERAD-L complex; endoplasmic reticulum membrane
Molecular function (GO): misfolded protein binding; ubiquitin-specific protease binding
Source: RefSeq, a predicted model, not a curated record
CGUGGCGACGUGGCGUGUUUCUCUUGCAACUAUGCCACCCCAAGCAGGACAAGCUCGAAAUGAGCUUUUAGACUGGUAUCAAUCAAUACCGCCCAUCACAAAGGCAAUCUUCACCCUAUCCAUAGUCACCACAGUGGCACCCGCACUAGGCCUUGUGAGCCCAUUCCAGUUAAUACUUAACUGGAACGCAAUCACUAAAUUACAGCUAUGGCGAUUAAUUAGCUCGUUCUUUUUGCACAAACUCGAUCUGGGCUUUGCUAUGAAUCUCUACUUCGCAUAUCGCCAAUCACUUCAACUGGAAAACGAGGUUUUUGCCGGUAGAACUGCAGAUUAUCUCUAUUUUCUUCUUGUCACCUCGAUUAUGCAGCUGGCUGCAGCACGUUAUUUGGAUCUGUAUGUUUUGAGCGAUGGUUUGAUGAUGACUCUCACCUACUUGUGGUCCCGACACUAUCGCGACGUACCAAUGACAUUUAUGUUUGGUAUCAGGUUUAAAGCACAAUAUCUCCCAUGGGUAUUGGUUGGCUAUAGCUAUUUGACUCCUGGAGGCAGUGUUGUCGGUUCUCUGGUUGGCAUUGCAGCUGCGCACAUCUAUUACUACUUAACAACCACAUAUCCAAGCCAAGGUGGACGUCGAUAUCUGUCAACGCCAGCCUUUUUACAACGCCUAUUCCCGCAAACAACCGCCAGAGGAGGAUUCACCGCUGGUGGUGGAUUCCAGAUGUGGCCUGGUAAUCAACAGCAACAGCAGCAGCAGCAGCCACAACGCACCAACGUUUUCGGUGGACACUCGUGGGGACGUGGUCAGCGUUUGGGAACUUAAUAAGCAAAGGGAUACAGUGUAUAUUUGCAGGGUCGACAUUUAAAAAGCUGUCAAUGUGUAUAUCAGAGUCUUAUAUCAUUAAAAAGCAAAGCUAGCU